This is a messenger RNA of Pongo pygmaeus (Bornean orangutan), 7043 nucleotides long. Its product is annotated as probable palmitoyltransferase ZDHHC11B. Gene Ontology annotation, molecular function: protein-cysteine S-palmitoyltransferase activity. The coding region runs from base 1424 to 2761 and encodes 445 amino acids. Gene Ontology annotation, biological process: protein targeting to membrane; peptidyl-L-cysteine S-palmitoylation. Gene Ontology annotation, cellular component: endoplasmic reticulum; Golgi apparatus. The transcript has 13 exons. NCBI's taxonomy places the organism in Eukaryota, Metazoa, Chordata, Mammalia, Primates, Hominidae. The record is from RefSeq and is a predicted model, not a curated record.
UGGGAGUGGUGGGUGCAGGUGUGGAUGGGGUGCGGGUGUGGUGGGUGCAGGUGUGUAUGGGGGUGAAUCUAUGGGGUAUAUGCAGGUGCGUGUGAAGGUGCAUGUAUGGGGGUGUGCAGAUGUGUAUGAGGUACAGGUAUUGGGUGUGUGAGUGUGUAGGGGUGCAGGUGGGUGUGUGGGUGUGCGAGUGCAUGAUGUGUUUGGUGUGAGGGGUCGGGGUGUGGGUGUGCUGUGGUUUUUGUCUCCACCAAAAUUUAAGCGUCGUAACUGAAUGGCCAGUGUGAUUGUGUUAGGAGUGGUUAGGCCGUGAAGGGGAUGAAGGUCCUUGCAGACCAGGCCUCAGUCAGCAGAGACCUCUCACCCUCCCAGCGCCUCCACGUGAGGACAGUGUCUGUCCCCUCUGUAGGAUGCAGCAGAAAGGUACCACCUUGGAAGCUGAGCGCCCCCCUCACCAGACACCAGACCUGCUGGCUCCUGAAUCUUGGACUUCCAGCCUCCAGAAUGGGGAGAAAUAAGUUUCUGUUCUUUAAAAUUCCUUCGUCUCAGGUAUUUUGUUACAGUAGCACAUGGGGACUGAGACUGGGUGUGCAGUUGGUGGGGGAGGGUGUGCAGGUGUGUUUGAGGGUGUUUGCCUCAAUCUUUAGACGGCAUCAGGGCCACAAUACCUGCAGGUGUCGGGACAUUAACUGCAGACCUUGGUGAAUAAAAGCCAGUUGUCCUUAGUUUGGCAAGAAAACCUUUGGAAGAGGCCUCACAGCCACUCCAUGCUACAAGACGGGGCGUUUGUCCUGGGGGACCUGCUGUCACCCUUAGUGGUCUAGCAGCACCGUCUCAGCCUCUCUGGCCAGAGCAGCUGCCCUGCAGGGGCCCCCGAGUCCUGGAGAGCUAUGUCAGGUAGGCUUCCCUGCCCCUUCCCCCAUGUUGUCCUGGGCACCCGCCCCAGCCCAGCUGUUCCUCUUAAUUGUGUACCUCGUGUGUGCCCCUGACAGACAAGAUGUCCUUGGGCAGCAGACCUCUGGCCACUGCAGGCUCCGGGCACCAGAGUGAGACUCAGCAGGCGUCAGCCGGCAAGAGGGCCCCUGACUGUGGAGGACUCCCUCACGGUGGUGGUCUUGGAGGGACCCCUGCUAACAGAAAGGGUGCAUCCCUGUCCACCUUCCCGUCCUCACCCCCAAAGUCAGCGUCAGCAGCUGGCCCGCAUCGGAGGCAUUCAGAUAGGAGUCCUUGGGGACUCCCCUCCCACCGACAGGAACUGGAAAUGCCUUGAGUACUGAGGGAGGAGGGCUGCAGGGACAGGAGGGAGGAUGCCCUUAAACACACUUGCUGGCGCUUCUCAGGAGAAACCCUGCCUUGGCAUGGGUCAUGGUGAAGCUGAGCCCCGAGUUAAGCCAGUGACCGAAUUCCUGAGCUCAGAGGACGGCCAAUGAAACAACUUGCUAAAAUGCUGAGACUCCCUCCACCUGUGAGACGACGAAAAAACGUGCUCAAGUCAGUUAGAGCCACGGUGGCCAAAGUCUGCUCAGAACCAGCUGCGCAGGUCCCUCCUAGGCCGAGUACUGUGGGGUCGCAGUCUUCCUGGACGUCGCCUAUUGGUUGUUGGAUGGACACCCGCUCCGGGAGCCAGUGUUCCGUCACCCCAGAAGCCAUACUCAACAAUGAACAGCUGGUCUUGCCGCCCCGCAUCUCCAGAGUGAACGGCUGGUCGUUACCCCUGCACUACUUCCAGGUGGUGACUUGGGCUGUCUUCGUGGGCCUUUCCUCGGCCACCUUCGGGAUCUUCAUUCCCCUCCUGCCUCAUGUGUGGAAAUACAUCGCCUACGUGGUGACCGGGGGGAUCUUCUCCUUCCACCUCGUCGUCCACCUGAUCGCCUCCUGCAUCGACCCGGCCGACUCCAAUGUCAGACUCAAGAAGAACUAUUCUCAGCCCAUGCCCAUCUUCGACAGAUCAAAACACGCACACGUGAUCCAGAAUCAGUUCUGCCACCUGUGCAGGGUCACCGUGAACAAGAAAACCAAACACUGCAUUUCCUGCAAUAAGUGCGUGUCCGGCUUCGACCACCACUGCAAAUGGAUCAACAACUGCGUGGGAAGCCGGAAUUACUGGUUCUUCUUCAGCACUGUGGCCUCGGCCACAGCCGGUAUGCUCUGCCUGAUCGCCGUCCUGCUGUACAUCCUCGUCCAGUACCUCGUGAACCCCGGGGUGCUCCGCACGGACCCUAAGUAUGAAGAUGUCAAGAAUACGAACACGUGGCUGCUGUUCCUCCCCCUGUUCCCGGUGCAGGUGCAGACCCUGAUAGUCGUGAUCAUCGGGAUGCUCGUGCUCCUGCUGGACCUUCUUGGCUUGGUGCACCUGGGCCAGCUGCUCAUCUUCCACAUCUACCUGAAGGCCAAGAAGAUGACCACCUUUGAGUAUCUCAUUAAGACCUGCAAAGAAGAGAGUUCAAAACAUCAAGCAGUGAGGAAAGAUCCAUACAUGCAAAUGGAGGAAGGAUUUCUCCAGCAAGGAGAUGGCGCCCUGGACUCAUCUGCACAGGGAGUCAAGGCUAAGAGCUCCCUGCUGAUUUACAAGUGCCCAUGUCACUUCUGCACUUCAGUAAACCCGGACGGGGGUUCGACGGCACGGGAAGCAGAUGAUGCCCCGAGUACAUCUACACUUGGGCUGCAACAAGAAACAACAGAGCCCAUGAAAACCGACAGUGCUGAAAGGAAGACUGAGAUUCAGGAGCUGAGGUGCCCCUGUGAUCCAGGUCUUCCACCCUGAAACCCCACCCCUCCAUCAAGGUCCUGCCUGUAGAGUCUACCUUGCAAAGCUUCCUGCUCCUACCCAUGCUACAGGCCAGCAACCAGAGCCCAUCAUCUCAGAGGCCCCUGGAUGUCCUUCGAAGGAACCAGGACCCUCAGAGCCCAGCAUCCAUCUCUGUCAUCAUCUUCAUCACACCCAAAGAAGAACCAGCCUUGCAGGAGGGUUUCCAUCUCCAGGAUGAUGGGCUGCCAGCAACUGCAGAGGAUGCAGCCACCUGCUUAACUGUGCUGUCCAGCCAGCCAGCCCACUGUAGGGCCUCUUGCUGCUUAAGAAGAGCUGAUGGGCUGGGCAUGUUGGCUCACACCUGUGAGCACAGUACUGAGAAAUGGGAGCACAGUACUGAGAAAUGGGAGCACAGUACUGGGAAAUGGGAGCACAGCACUGGGAAAUGGGAGUACAGAGUACUGGGGAGUGGGAGCACAGUACUGGGAAAGAGGAGUACACAGCGCUGGGAAAUGGGAGCACAGGACUGGGAAAUGGGAGCACGGUACUGUGAAAUGGGAGCUCACAGCACUGGGAAAUGGGAGCACAGUACUGGGAAGGGGGAGCCCAUAGUACUGGGAAAUGGGAGCACAGUACUGAGAAUUGGGAGCACAGUACUGGGAAAUGGGAGCACAGUACUGGGAAAUGGGAGCAUAGUACCUGGAAACCCCAGACCUGGAUUCUAAGUUUUUCAGCCUAGCCCAGACUUCUUAUCUUAGUAGACAAAAAGAGUCAAUACCAGAGAACCAGAGGCAUCCUCUGUAUUUUAAUGAACUCUGCCUUUUAGUCUGUUUAGUAGUCAUAUUUUAAAAGAUAAUCAGUUUUCCAAAUAUAUGUAUAAUUUACCAUGUGCAUUGGGCUGUUUUUGUGUUUCUGUAAAGAAAUACCUGAGGCCGGGUAAUUUAUUUAAAAACAUAGGUUAAACUGACUCACAGUUGUGCAGGCUGUACAGGAAGCAUGGUGCUGGCAUCUGCUUGGCUUCUGGUGAGACCUCAGGAAGUUUCCGUCGUGGCCGAAGGUGGGGUGAGAGCCAACACAUCCUAUAGUGAGAGCAGGAGCAAGAGAGUGGUGGGGUUGGGGGGCGCCAUACAUUUUUAAAUGACUAGAUCUCAAGUGAACUACCAGAGCAAGGACUCACUCAUCACCAAGGGGAUGGCACUAAACUAUUUAUGAGGAACCUGCUCCCGUGAUUCAAACACCUCCCACCAGGCCCCACCUCCAACACUGGGGAUUACAUCUCAACAUGGGAUUUGGAGGGGACAAACCUCCAAGCUAUAUCAUUCCAUCCCUGGUCCCUCAGAUCUCAUGUCCAGCUCACCUUGCAACAUAUAAUCAUCCCUUCUCAAUAGUCCCUGAAAGUCUAAACUCAUUCCAGGAUCAACUCAGUCAAAAAUGCCAAGUCCAAAGUCUCAUCUGGAGAUGAGUUCUUUCCACCUAUGAGCCUGUGAGAUCAAAAACAAGUGAUUUGCUUCCCAGAUAGAAUGGAUACAAUGAUGGCACAGGCACUGGGAAACAUGCCUAUUCCAAAAGGAAGAAAUUGGCCAAAAGAAAGAGGCUGCAGGACACAAGCAAGUCUGAAACUCAGCAGGGCAGACAUUAAACCUUAAAGUUCCAAAAUAAUCUCCUCUGACUCCAUGAGGCACACUGGUGUGAGGCGUGGGCUCCCAAGGCCUUGUACAGCUCCACCCCUGUGGCUUUGCAGGUUGUGGCCCCUGCAGCCUAUCUCAUGGGUUAGAGUUGAGUACUUGUGGCUUUUCCAGGCUGAGGUUGCAAGCUGCCAGUAGAUCAGACAUUCUGGGGUCCGGAGGGCAGAAGCCCUCUGCUGACAGCUCCACUAGGCAGUUCCCUGGUGGGGAGUCUGUGUGGGGCUCCAACCCUACAUCUCCUCCCAGCAUUGCCCUCAUAGAGUAUCUCUGUGAGGACUCUGCUGCUGCAGCAGGCUUCUGCCUGGGCACCCAGCUUUUCCCACACAUCCUCUGUAAUCUAGGGGGAAGCUGCCAAUGCCCCUUCGUUCUGUGUUCCUGCAGAUUUCACACCACUUGGAAGCCACCAAGGCUUACCCUCUAGAGCAGCAGUCCACACUGUACCUGGAGACUGUUGAACCACCAAUGUAGCUGAAGAAGUUGGGAUACAGGGACCAGUGUCCCAAGACUGCACAGGGCAUCAGGACCCUUGUCCUGGCCCAUUAAGCCAUUCUUUUCUCCUAGGCCUCUGGGUCUGUGAUGAGAGGGGCUGCUGCAAAGAUCUUUGAGAUGUUUUCAAGGUCUUUUUCCCAUUUUCUUGGAUAUUAGCACUUGCCUCCCUUUUAGCCAUGCAAACCUCUCUAGUAAGUGGUUGCUCUGCAGCCUGUUUGGAUUCCUCUCCUGAAAACAUUUUUUUCUUUCUCUACCACAUGGCUAAGCUGCAAAUUUUCCAAACUUUUACACCCUGCUUCCUUUUAGGUAUAAAUUCCAACUUUAAGUCAUUCAUUUGCUCUCAUAUCUGAUCAUGGGUUGUUAGAAGCAGCCAUGCCACCUCUUGAAUGUUUAGCUGCUUAGAAAUAUCUUCUGCCAGAUACCCUAGGUUACCAUUCUUAAGUUCAAACUUCCACAGAUCACUAGGACACGAAUACAAUGCAGCCAAGCUCUUUGCUAAGGCACACAAGGGUGACCUUUGCUCCAGUUGACAAUAACUUCCUCGUUUCCGUCUGAGACCUUGUCAGCCUGGCCUUCAUUAUCCAUAUUUCUAUCUGCAUUUUGGUUCCAACCACUUAAUAAGUCACUAAGUUCCAAACUUUCCCUCAUCUUUCUGUCUUCUUCUGAGUCCUCCAAAGUCUUCCAAUCUCUGCUCAUUACCCAGUUCCAAAGUGGCUAUCACAUUUUCAGUAUCUUUAUAGCAAUGUCCUGCUCCUCAGUGUCAGUUUUCUGAAUGAACCCAUUUUUGCAUUGCUAUAAAGAAAUACCUGAACCUGGGUAAUAAUUGCUGACAAAAGAUCUGAAUUCACAGGUAUAUGAGGAGUAAUUCAUGACAAGCUGCACGAAUAAAAAUAAGAAAUCCAGGCCUAGAUACAUUGUAGGGUAAGGUGGAACACAAAACAAAAUCUAACUUUAAAAACCAGAAAGAAACAACAAAUCAUCCACAGAAGAAAAGCAGUUAGACAGCAGAUGGAUUAAUCAUAAGAACAGUAGAUAGAUAAAUAAUAUUCACAAAGUGCUAAAAAAAAAAACAAACUUUUGAUCUGGAAUUAUGUACCCAGCAACACAAUCUUUAGGAAAAAGAGCAAAUUAAUCACAUUUUCAGAGAAAUCAAAGCCAAGUUUACCAGCAACAAUCCUACACUAAUGGGACUUCAAAAAAGAUGUAUUUAUUGAGGGAAAAUGUGUAAAGGAAACACAGAGCCGACAGGGAAUAAUUUUUUAAAAUUCACUAUCACUUGUGGAAGUUUUCAAUGCAACUCUCAAUUACAGUUAGGUCAAUCAUAUUUUUAAAAUAAUAAAAACAUAGACUUGGACAACACCAUUAACAGGCUUGAAUUAUGGGACAUCUGUGGAACUGGAAGCUCAUUUAUUAAUAGAAAAUGUGCAUUCUCCUUAGGCACACAAGGAAUAUUGCCCAAAACACUGCUUACUAGCCUCAACAAGUCUCAAAUAACUUCUAUGGGAUGGACCAGUGUUCCCCUUUACAUACUUUGUCUCACAAUUUUUCCUGUCUGCUUUUAAAGUUUCUAUUUAUCACUGGGAUUGAGCGAUUUGAUUAUAAUGAGACAUGAUGUAACUUCAGUGGUACUUGUGCUUGAGGUACAUUGAACUUCUUGCAUCUGUGGGUUUAUAGUUUACAUCGAAUUUGGAAAAAGAUGUUGUCAUUAUUUUUCCAAACAGCGUUUUUAAUACACUACCCUCAUUCUUCAUGUUUUCUUCUCUCCUUCAGGGACUUCAAUUAAACAUAUAUUAAGCCACUUGAAGUUGUCCCACAGAUCACAGAUAAUUUGGCUUAAAUUUUUUUAAAUCCUCUUUUCUUUUGGUUUCAUUUUGGAUAGGUUAUAUUGCCAUGGUUUCACAAUGAAUAAUCUUUUCUUCUUUAAUAUCUAAUCUGCCAUUAAUACCAUGCAUUGCCGUUCUGAUUUUAUACAUUGUAGCUUUCAUCUCUAGAACACUGAUCCAGUAUGUUGUUAUAUCUUCUGUGCCUCAAAUUACCUUUUACAAUAUGUGGAAUACAGUUUUGAUAUUGUUUAAUGCCCUUGUGUCCAUUCUCGAUAAGUUUUAAUAGACUAAUUUGUUUCC